Molecule: messenger RNA, 1483 nt
Organism: Acomys russatus (golden spiny mouse)
Lineage: Eukaryota; Metazoa; Chordata; Mammalia; Rodentia; Muridae
Product: cytochrome P450 2B1-like
Exons: 9
Coding region: 6-1481 (491 amino acids)
Biological process (GO): xenobiotic metabolic process
Cellular component (GO): intracellular membrane-bounded organelle; cytoplasm
Molecular function (GO): oxidoreductase activity, acting on paired donors, with incorporation or reduction of molecular oxygen, reduced flavin or flavoprotein as one donor, and incorporation of one atom of oxygen; iron ion binding; heme binding
Source: RefSeq, a predicted model, not a curated record
GGACCAUGGAGCUCUUUGUCCUGCUCCUUGCUCUCCUUGGGGGCUUGCUGCUACUCCUAGUCAGGGGCCACUCAAAGACCCAUGGGCAUCUACCACCAGGACCCCGGCCCUUGCCGCUCUUGGGGAACCUCCUACAGAUGGACAGAGAAGGACUCCUUAAAUCAUUCAUUCAGCUUCGAGAAAAAUAUGGAGAUGUUUUCACGGUGCACCUGGGACCGAGGCCAGUGGUCAUGCUGUGUGGGACAGAGACUAUAAGGGAGGCUCUAGUGGACCAAGCUGAGGCUUUCUCUGGCCGAGGGACAGUUGCUGUGAUUGAGCAAGUUGUACAGGGAUAUGGUAUGGUCUUUUCCAAUGGGGAACGCUGGAAGACCCUUCGGCGGUUCUCUCUGGCCACCAUGAGGGACUUUGGGAUGGGAAAGCGGAGUGUGGAGGAGCAGAUGAAGGAUGAGGCCCAGUGUCUGGUGGAGGAGCUGCGGAAAUCCCAGGGAGCCCCCCUGGACCCUACCUUCAUCUUCCAGUGCAUCACAGCCAACAUCAUCUGCUCCAUUGUCUUUGGAGAGCGCUUUGACUACAAAGACGGCCAGUUCCUGCGCCUGAUGGAACUGUUCUAUCAGACCUUUGCACUUGCGAGCUCAUUCUCCAGCCAGCUGUUUGAGCUCUUUUCUGGCUUCCUGAAAUACUUUCCUGGUACCCACACACAAAUCUGCAAAAAUGUGCAGGAAGUCCUCGACUUCAUUGGCCAGAGUGUGGAAAAGCACAGGGCUAACUUGGACCCCAGCGCUCCAAGAGACUUCAUAGAUGCUUACCUCAUACGCAUGGAGAAGGAGAAGACCAAUAAACACACAGAGUUCCACCACCAGAACCUCCUGAUCUCUGUGCUCUCCCUCUUCUUUGCUGGCACCGAGACCAGCAGCACCACACUCCGCUAUGGCUUCCUCCUCAUGCUCAAGUACCCCCGGGUUGCAGAGAAAGUCCAGAAGGAGAUUGAUAAGGUGAUCGGCUCACACCGCCUACCAACGCUUGAGGACCGCACCAAAAUGCCAUACACUGACGCGGUCAUUCAUGAGGUUCAGAGGUUUUCAGAUCUUGUACCUAUGAGUCUGCCACACAAAGUCACCAAAGACACACUGUUCCGAGGGUACCUGAUCACCAAGGACACUGAAGUGUACCCCAUCCUGAGUUCAGCUCUUCAUGACCCACGGUACUUUGAGCAACCGGACACCUUCAAUCCUGACCACUUCCUGGAUGCCAAUGGGGCACUGAAGAGAAGUGAAGCAUUUCUGCCUUUCUCCGUAGGAAAGCGCACGUGUCUUGGCGAAGGCAUCGCUCGCAAUGAGCUGUUCCUUUUCUUCACCGCCAUCCUCCAGAACUUCUCCGUGUCCAGCCCUGUGGACCCUCAGGACAUCGACCUCACUCCCAAGGACAGUGGCAUCGGCAAAAUACCCCCAACAUACCAGAUCUGCUUUCUGUCCCGCUGCUGAUU